AUGGGCUACCUGUAUGCUGGACCGAUGACCCGUGAUAUGUUCACAUUGGGAUAUUUCCGAAUGACAUCCAAUAUCAGUACGGAUACUGUACAGUACCUUGACCUUGAGAUCUCAGUGAAGGAUUACAAGAUUGCAUACAGCCUGUUCAGUAAACCAACGGACCGUAACAUCAUUUUACACUACGACAGUGCACACCCUAUGGCAUUGAAGAAAUCACUAAGUCGCAAUACAUGA
Molecule: messenger RNA, 234 nt
Organism: Pelobates cultripes (western spadefoot toad)
Lineage: Eukaryota; Metazoa; Chordata; Amphibia; Anura; Pelobatidae
Source: the annotation of a GenBank genome assembly